AUGCUCAUAUUAUUACAAUGCCCCCACAUUUUGAUUUCUGAUGAUGCUUCAGUGAAUGCAGAAGGGUACUUCAAAGCUCCUGGCCUACCAAAGUUGAGUUUCAUGGAGGAAAGUAUUGAAGAUGUUAAUAAUGAGAAGCAAAUUAAGAAAGUUUCAGGAGACGAUGAGAAUGACGAGAAAGAAACAUUGAUAGUUCAAAAGUUUAGAGCUUUACUUGGACUAAAGAGUUCCAAAACAAGAAGCUCCUCAAUUGUGUUACCAGCACCUUCUCCAUCAGCCACCAUGGAAGCUGAGCCUCCAGCUUUUGCUCCUGCUCCUGCUCCAAGGCUGCAAAUUCAUGUCCAUCCCUAUUCUCCACUGCAUCACAAACAUCCAGCCCAACCACCGCACAAGAUUCAGAAAGAGCACAAAGAUAAAAGUAGACUCAAAAGAGUUCUUAUAGCAGUUCUAGCGUCUGCAGGAGCAGCCUUCUUGCUUUGUGUUCUUGGGCUCAUCUGGUUCUCUGGCAAAUUCAGGGAGCACAGGAAAAAAUCGACAAGAAUAAUGUCGGUGCACAGGAAAAAAGGAAGAAGCAGAGGUAAAUCAAAGUUUAUGAGUUCCCAUAAGUCAGCAAGCAAGGUGAGCUUAAAUCCUGCCCUUGAUCUCUUGUAUCUCAAUUCAUUAGAAAAGGAUUUGGAGCAGCAAACUACAUAUCUUAAGCAAACUCCUGAAACUGUACAAAUGUUAUCAAAUCAUAGCACUCCAAAGUCUACAAUACAUGAGAGGCAGGAAUCAAAGCAAGAAUUGAUAAUAAAAUCAUAUUCAGAUAAUGCUAGUAGUUCUUCCACAAGGGAAAUCACGUCUAUUCACGAGGAUGUGGAAUCAGUAAAUUAUGAAUCUGAUGGUGGUGACUCUUCAUCUGGGGAUAAAAUUAUUCCCUUCGAAUGCCAUUCAUCAGGUGAUGAAUCUUUUCACUCUUUCGUUGAUUCUCAAACAUCUAAUGUCCGGCUUUCGAAUGCUUCGGCUGGUAGUCUUGGUGAUAUUUCAGAAAUUUCCUCCUCAAAUGUGCUGAAGAUAAUACCGUCUCCUUUACCACCUCCUACAAAUUUAGACAUUCCAAAAGUAACAAUAGUUCAUGAUAAGUAUUUCACAACCCAAUCCCCAUCCCAACCGCCACCGCCUCCCCCACCACCUCCUCCUCCUCCACCUGCUCGGGCACCAAGAAUGUGCAUACCUCCUUCACGCACAUCGUUGCGGUCAACCAGAAUUACACCUAAAGCUUCAAGUUCUUCUACAUUGCCAAAUUUAUCACCUCCUAGGAAGUCAGAUGCUUCUUCAGGAUCAAGCCGAACACCUCGAAGUGACUUACCGCCUUCACCUCAAAAGCCUCUCAAACCUUCACGAGCUCUAUCGAGUAUUCCUCCUCCGCCAAUCCCACCUCCAUUUCUAGAAGGAAAUAGAGGAUCAACCAAAGGCCUACCUCCUCCCUCAUUUCCACCUCCAUUUCUGAAAGGAAAUAGUGGCUCUGUCAAAGGCCCACCUCCUCCGCCAUCUCAACUCCCUCAAUAUACACCAUUGGGAAAAGAUGGAGCACCAUUGCCAAAAUUGAAGCCACUUCAUUGGGACAAAGUUAGAGCAGCACCAGACCAAAGCAUGGUGUGGGACAAGAUAAGAUCAAGCUCAUUCGAAUUCGAUGAAGAGAUGAUUGAAUCACUUUUUGGAUACAAUUUACAAAGCACAUCGAAGAACGAUGAAGCAAAGAGCAAAACUCCUUCGCCAAGCAAGCAUGUGCUCGAGCCAAAGAGACUGCAGAACCUCACCAUUCUCUCAAAGGCCAUAAAUGCAACUGCUGAGCAAGUAUGCAAUGCACUAAUGAGAGGGGAUGACUUGUGUUUACAACAACUCGAGGCACUGGCGAAGAUGGUACCUACUAAGGAAGAAGAGGCUAAGCUGUUCGGUUAUAAAGGAGACAUCAAUGAGUUGGGGUCUGCAGAGAAGUUUGUUCGAGGAGUUCUUGGCAUACCGUUUGCCUUUCAACGAGUUGAAGCAAUGCUUUAUAGAGAAACUUUUGAAGAUGAGGUGGUUCAUCUGAGAAACUCUUUUUCAAUGCUAGAGGAGGCCUGCAAAGAACUCAGGUCAAGCAGACUCUUCUUAAAGUUGCUUGAAGCUGUGCUCAAAACGGGCAACCGAAUGAAUGUGGGAACAAUCAGAGGAGGAGCGAAAGCAUUCAAGCUUGAUGCGCUCCUUAAGCUUUCUGAUGUGAAAGGAACAGAUGGUAAAACCACCUUACUCCAUUUCGUUGUCCAAGAAAUAAUCCGGUCAGAAGGGAUUCGAGUAUCGGAUAGCAUCAUGGGGAAGAUCGAUCAGAAAAACAAGACCAAAACCGUCGAAGAAAGGGAAGAAGACUACAGAAGAAUGGGACUGGACCUUGUUUCUGGUCUAAGCACAGAACUCUACAAUGCCAAGAAAACAGCUACAAUAGACCUGGAUGUUCUUGCAAGCUCAGUCUCAAACCUGUCAGAUGGAAUGGCUAAAUUACAACAUCUGGUAAACAAGGACUUGUCAACCGACGAAAAGAGCAGAAAUUUUGUUCAUACAAUGAAAACCUUCCUAAAUUAUGCAGCAAGGAAUCUAAAGGAGCUGCGGGAAGACGAAGAUAGAGUCCUAUUACAUGUUAGGGAAAUUACUGAAUACUUCCAUGGAAAUGUGAGCAAAGAUGAAGCCAAUCCGCUUCGUAUUUUCGUGAUUGGCUUUGGCUUGUUUAGUUUGAAUUGCCUUAUAAUCCCACGUAGCUGGGAUCAAGGAUUAUCAGUGGCAGCAGAUGAUGCUACAAAACUAGGGACUGUGAUUGGCAUUGAUCUUGGGACUACUUACUCUUGUGUGGCUGUCUCUCGAAACGGCCAAAUAGAGAUUAUAGCCAAUGAUCAAGGUAAUAGAGUAACUCCUUCAUGGGUGGCAUUCACCGACACCGAGCGUUUGAUCGGAGAGGCGGCAAAGAAUCAAGCGCCUAUGAAUCCUGAACGCACAAUAUUCGAUGUUAAGCGUCUGAUUGGAAGAAAGUUUGAUGACCCAGAAGUUCAAAGAGAUAUCAAGUUCUUACCUUACAAGGUUGUGAAUAAGGAUGGUAAGCCUUAUAUACAAGUGAAGGUGAAAGGAGAGACUAAAGUGUUUAGCCCUGAGGAAAUCAGUGCUAUGAUAUUGGGAAAGAUGAAAGAAACAGCUGAGUCUUACUUGGGGAAGACGAUUAAAAACGCCGUUGUCACUGUUCCGGCGUACUUCAAUGAUGCGCAAAGGCAAGCCACGAAGGAUGCAGGAAUCAUUGCCGGGCUAAAUGUGGCUCGGAUAAUCAAUGAGCCUACAGCUGCAGCUAUUGCCUAUGGCUUGGACAUGAAAGGAGGAGAUAUGAACAUUUUGGUUUAUGAUCUUGGUGGUGGUACAUUUGAUGUUAGCAUCUUGACUAUCGAUAAUGGUGUUUUUGAGGUUCUUGCUACUAGUGGUGACACCCACUUGGGAGGAGAGGACUUUGAUCAUAGAUUGAUGGACUAUUUCAUCAAGUUGAUCAAGAAGAAGUACAACAAAGACAUAAGUAAAAAUAAGAAGGCUCUUGGGAAGCUUCGAAGAGAAUGUGAGAGAGCUAAGAGAGCAUUGAGUAGCCAACACCAAGUUCGAGUAGAGAUUGAAUCCCUUAUCGAUGGUGUUGAUUUCUCAGAGCCUAUAACAACGGCAAGAUUCGAAGAGUUGAACUUAGACUUAUUUAAAAAGACACUGGGGAUAGUGAAGAAGGCUAUGGAUGAUGCGGGAUUAAAGAAGACUGAUAUCAAGGAAAUUGUGCUUGUUGGUGGAAGUACCAGAAUUCCCAAAGUGCAAGAAAUGUUGAAAGAAUAUUUUGAUGGGAAGGAGCCUAGCAAAGGUGUUAAUCCAGAUGAGGCUGUUGCCUAUGGUGCUGCUGUUCAAGGUGGAAUUCUUAGUGGCGAAGGGGGAAAAGAAACCAAAGGCCUUCUUCUACUUGAUGUUACUCCUCUGAGUCUUGGUAUUGAGACAGUUGGGGGUGUAAUGACGAAAUUGAUCCCAAGGAACACUGUUAUCCCAACUAAGAAGUCCCAAAUCUUCACCACUUACCAAGACCAGCAAACCACAGUGUCUAUAAAGGUUUACGAAGGUGAAAGGAGCUUAACAAAGGAUUGCCGUGAGCUUGGAAAAUUUGAUCUGUCUGGUAUUCCUCCAGCUCCAAGGGGAGUGCCUCAGAUUGAGGUCACGUUUGAGGUGGAUGCCAAUGGUAUUCUGCAUGUGAAAGCUGAGGACAAAGCAGCAAAGAAGUCUCAAUCUAUAACAAUCACCAAUGACAAAGGGCGUCUCAGCCAAGAAGAGAUAGAUAGGAUGGUAAAGGAGGCUGAAGAAAUGGCCGAGGAGGAUAGGAAGGUUAGGGAGAAGAUUGAUGCUAGGAACAAGUUGGAGACUUACAUUUACAACAUGAGAAGUACAAUCAAUGACAAAGACAAGCUUGCUGAUAAGAUCGAUUCGGAUGAUAAAGAGAAGAUCGAUAGUGCAUUGAAGGAAGCACUUGAAUGGUUAGACGAUAACCAAAAUGCAGAGAAGGAUGAUUAUGAAGAGAAGUUGAAGGAGGUGGAAGAAGUUUGCAAUCCUGUCAUAAAACAAGUUUACGAAAAGAGUGGCGGAAGCUCAGCUGACUCUGAAUACGAAGAACCAAAUGAUGAAUUGUAG
Molecule: messenger RNA, 4701 nt
Organism: Dovyalis caffra
Lineage: Eukaryota; Viridiplantae; Streptophyta; Magnoliopsida; Malpighiales; Salicaceae
Source: the annotation of a GenBank genome assembly